CGAUAACCUGAUCCGAGCUGUGACGUGUCUCCGGGGUUUCCGGCCAUGGCGGCUCGCUGCGGACCCGUUUACCGGCUCCGGUCCGGUCUGUCCGGCAGGGCUUUAGCCGCCGACCAGGACUCGGAGUCUGGACUCUACCGGGUCCUUCGCGCUCCAGAACCCGCAGCCCGGAGAGACCGCAGAGCAGCAGCCGGGCGUCCGGGUCGCGCGCGGUCCGCUCUGCCCAAAUAUGGGCCUUCCUGCCCGCCAUAUUUGGCAACGUACGUCACGCAGGAGUCUUUAUAAAGCCCGGAAUCCUCCCGCAGAAAGUGACACUCAAGUUUAAGUUGACCCGAGCAACAUGUGAAAAACAACCACGUUGUUGUUGUUGUUGUUGUUGUUGUUGUUGUUAUUAUUAUUGUUUACUCUUUCGGUGCACAAGCAUCAACGGGACCCGGAGCUGUCGACCCUCCACGCGUUGCCCGGACAGAGCGCCUCUCCGCCCGGCUCAGCAGCGGAGAUCAGCUCGGUCCUCCCGCAGGAAGCGCUCGGAGCUCCAGGGUCGCUUCUCCUCCUCCGGAGAGAUGGCAGCGACCAAAGCGGAGCUGCUCCUGUCCGCCCUGCAGCUCCCGGACCCCCUGGCCGGCCUGCCGCCGCUCCCCUCCCCGCUGGACGGGUACUACUCCAAGCUGGAGGAGCUGCAGAUGCUGCUGCAGAACGCCGCGGCCGGAGGCUCGCUGCUGGCCGCGUCUGCAGCGGAGGGAGCCGGGCCGCUGAACCUGGUGGAGCCCGGGGAGUACGGAGACUCUCUGUCGGACCUGGACCUGCACAGUCUGCCCCCCCUGACCCCCCGCUUCACCCCUCUGGCCUACAGCGGCCGCUUCAGCUUUGAGCCCGCCUCCGGUGGCGGCCUGUGGGCGGAGCCUCUCCUCAGCCUGUUCACGGGGUUGGUCAGCGUCCCCCCCGCCGCCACCUGCGGCACCCCCCUCUCUUCUUCGUCGUCGGCGAGCUUCAGCUUCGGUGACGUCACCUCCGUCUUCUCGGCGGCGCCGACGUACACCUCCGCCGCCGACUCCGACUCUCGGGGCUUCCCACAGCAGGCCCCGCCCCCCGCCUACCCGUCUUCCAGGCUCGGCCUCCAGGUGGUGCAGAUGCUUCCCGACUACCUCGUGUCGGGGGACGGCGGGGGGCUCGGCCCGAUCCAGGACCAGAAACCGGCGGUGAACCCGCUGCCGCUCACGCCGCUCUCCACCAUCAAAGCCUUCUCCUCGGGGCAGAUCCAGCCCCGAGGCUCCACCCCCGGACCCGCCCACCAGGCCCAGCUCACCAAACUGUGCCGCACAACCAGGAAGGCGUCCGGUGGGCGUCCGUGCAAGAGGCCGCCGGGCGAGCGGCCCUACGCCUGCCCCGCCGACGAGUGCGAGCGCCGCUUCUCCCGCUCCGACGAGCUGACGCGCCACGUGCGCGUGCACACGGGUCAGCGCCCGUUCCAGUGCCGCAUCUGCAUGCGCGGCUUCAGCCGCAGCGACCACCUGACCACGCACAUCCGCACGCACACCGGCGAGAAGCCGUUCUCCUGCGCCGAGUGCGGCCGCAGGUUCGCCCGCAGCGACGAGCGCAAGCGACACGCCAAGGUCCACCAGAAGCAGCGUGAACGCGGCCACGCCUUGGCCCCUCCCACCUCCUCCUCCCCUUGCUCCUCCUACUCCUCCCCCGCUCGCAGCUCCCCCUCCCCCAACGCCUCCCUCUUCACCUACUCCUCCUCCUUUUCCCCCUGCUGCUCCUCUCCAACGGGGAGUCCUCAGUCCAACCUCUGCUGACGGACAGCAAAUGUCCACCUGUCGUGACCUUUGGCCUCCGCCUUUAAUUGCAAACAGACAUUUGAACUUUGCGUCGACGAGGUCAAAGGUCAGACGCCUGGCUGUGACGUACAAACUGCUAAGGAGAACGUGUACUUAACGUGUACAUGUAGUAUAAUGUACAUGAACGUGUACCUACUGAGUAGGUUCUGAGAUGUUGGUUUACUAUAUUUUAUACUGAACAUGUUUCCUCUUUAAAGUGAAGAGAAUAAAAUGUAUAAACACGU
This is a messenger RNA of Cyclopterus lumpus (lumpfish), 2065 nucleotides long. RefSeq names its product early growth response protein 1-A-like. Lineage: Eukaryota; Metazoa; Chordata; Actinopteri; Perciformes; Cyclopteridae. The record is from RefSeq and is a predicted model, not a curated record. Bases 564 to 1799 code for a protein of 411 amino acids. Gene Ontology annotation, molecular function: RNA polymerase II cis-regulatory region sequence-specific DNA binding; DNA-binding transcription factor activity, RNA polymerase II-specific. Gene Ontology annotation, biological process: regulation of transcription by RNA polymerase II. The transcript has 2 exons.